UCAAAGCAUCUCCCAGCAUGGACGGAGCUUUCGUGGGCACUUGGAGACCUCAUCGCCCACGGGGCCUCAUCUCGGCCCAGUUCACCAGCCCUGGACCCAAAUACUCAGUCCAGGGGACAACGGGUUACAUCAACCACAACCCCACCAAAGUCAAAGCCCCUGCGUACACCUGCAGAGGGGCAAAAGCUCCUGCGGAAGGCGGCUGCUCCCCAGGCCCUCGUUAUUACGUGGAGCCCUCCAUGACCAGGACUGGGAAGUACGUGGCUCCAGCCUACGCCAUCACUGGACUUCCCAGGAUAAAGACGGAGAUCACACCUGGACCCAGCGAUUACAGCCCGGAGAAGUCCAACCGACACAUCUUUAAGUGCCCGCCUGAGCCAUCCAUGGCCUUCCGGAACAGGGGAGUCAAAACCGACUUCACUCCAGGUCCCGGCACCUACACCUUGCCCAGGGUGCUGGGCCCCAACACGGCGCACACGCCUGCCAGCCCGUGCUACUCCAUGAAGAGCAGGAGUCAGCGGGAUCGCUACGACGCUGAUCUCGCCAAGACCCCAGGCCCUGCGGCGCUCCCAAAGAUCCAGCUGGACGUUUUCAAAACCAGAGCUCCCGGGUACACCAUGGGAACCCGAACUCAGCUCCGAGACAAGACGGUCAAACCGGGGCCGGCGGAUUACCGCACGGGAAGGGUGGAGCUGAUCAAGCCCCAGGCGCCUGCAGCCACGUUUGGACUGCGCCAUUCCGUGUACACCACUCCCCUGAUCCUCGACGUUUGA
Molecule: messenger RNA, 773 nt
Organism: Columba livia (rock pigeon)
Lineage: Eukaryota; Metazoa; Chordata; Aves; Columbiformes; Columbidae
Product: ciliary microtubule associated protein 1A-like
Exons: 6
Coding region: 18-773 (251 amino acids)
Cellular component (GO): cytoskeleton
Source: RefSeq, a predicted model, not a curated record